Toxoplasma gondii ME49 is the source of this 3851-nucleotide messenger RNA. RefSeq names its product Phytanoyl-CoA dioxygenase (PhyH) superfamily protein. The record is from RefSeq and is a predicted model, not a curated record. NCBI's taxonomy places the organism in Eukaryota, Apicomplexa, Conoidasida, Eucoccidiorida, Sarcocystidae. Bases 556 to 3234 code for a protein of 892 amino acids. The transcript is spliced from 10 exons.
UGGCAACUCACCGGAAGACUUGUUUCCUUUCAGAUGUGUCGCUGUUGACUCUCCACUUUCUCUCCUGAUCUGGCUUCUCUUGUCUCCCGCUUCUGAACAGCAUGCGAUACACUGGGGUGGAUAUACUUCGCAAGCUGGCGUCGCGCUUUGACCUGGGUCGAGACGUUUUUCGUCGACUUGUGAUUCGCUUCUUCCGGGCUUGUGGAGCUCCUUGCCUUUAUUGUGUGUGCAUUUUUGUCCAUUUUCAGUUUCUUUUCCUCCCAGAGAUGCCCAACGAAUUACCUCGCGUCUGAGUCUCUCCAGCCACAGUCCCGCUGCAGCCCUUCGUCUUCAGUUCUCUUAAAAAUUCCCGGCUUUCGUAUUCAACUUUCUUGUUCACUUGCCUCUCUCUUCUUUGUCUCUGCGCGUAUUCGUCCUCGCUACUGAUCGUUUCCCCACCUUUACAAACAGUUGCCGCUCCUCAAUUCCGUCUCCUUGAUCUCCUUAUCCCUCGUCUUCUCCGUCUCUGCCACCGCCUGCUUCAUCUCAUUGUCUGUUUCUUCUUCUCUAUUCAAGAUGACGGCGUUAAACACCCGUGCUUCUCUCCAGGGGCGAGUCUUCACAGCUACAGAAGCGAGAAGAAUGGCCUGGCGCUCCGCUUCGGCCUUUCCUUCUUCCGGCUGUCUCUCGACCUUCUCGGCCUCUCCGUCUCCCCAGCUCGUCACCUCUCUCUCUUCUGUUCAUCCUUUUUCCUUCUCUGUCGCUCCAUCGUCCUCCUGCGUCUCGUCGCAUUCGCUUCUCUCUCCAGCCGGUUGCGCCCGUCGCUUCUCCUCGCGUUGUCGUCUCUUCCCCCUGCCUCUGAGUGCAAGCUCCCUUUCUUCUUCACGUCCGUCGGCUGUCUCCGUCUGUUCUUCCUCUCUCUCGUGCUCUUCUGCUUCCGCGCGCUUUGCCUCUUCGGCCUCCUCGCCGCUGCGGCAGACAGCAACGGCCGCGGCUGCUGGUAGGGCCGCGGCAGCUGCGGCGAAGCGCCGCGAAGAAAGGAAACUCCGAGAGAGAUGGAUGAGAUUGCAGAAAGGCCUGAAAGUCGGAGGAACUGUCGGAGCGAUCUUCGUCGUGACCGCAGGCAGCCUUGCGUGGUUUCUCUCUUCCCUCAAACGCCGCCACCCUCCGCCUCCUGUUGACCCCGACAUGUCCCUCCCUUUCCCCCUCGCUGAUGAGCUCUGUAUCUCUCCUGUACCGCUCUCUUCUCUCCCGACCUCGUCUGUCUCCUCAUCACCUUGUUCUGCUUGUUGCUCUCGUGACUCUUCUUUGUCUUGCGCUUCCACCUGUGCGUCGAAUUGUGCGUUGACAUGUUCUUCUCGUUCCUGUUCGUGCGGUUCUGAGGGCUCGGGGUCGCGGUCGUUGCCGAAUGUGUAUCCCUCUCCAGAGGCGCUGACGGAGCUCUCAGAAAAGUAUCCUUUCUUCCCCGCGUCGAAGGAGCUGUUUCUCAAGGCAGCGUCUCACGUUCUGCCUCUCGAGUACCACCUUCAUCUGCGGAACGCGUUUUGCCGCUACUUGGCUCUGCGCCUCUCAGAAGACGUAUGCAAGUGUAGGAGCCCCCCGUCUCAUCAGUCUCCUCACGGCGAGAAGAAGGAGCAGGAGGGGAGUGCAUGCCAGCGAGGGGAGCGCGUUCUGACGGCGGACAAGGUGAAGGCAACCAUGAGAGAAAUCUGGGAGUUUCUGGGCGUGUCUACUGAGCGCGAAGGCGACGACGGCGCACACACCUUCUUCUCCCUGAUUGACUUCGACUCGGAAAUCGAGGCGUUCCUGACUCGUCUGCAGAUGCCGCCUUCCGCUUCUCCGUCUUCGUCUUGUCCUUCACCUUCCCCUUUUUCUUCGAGUGUGGAGGAGUUUGCGGAGAGAGUGAAAGAGAAGAUCUCCGACGUGCUCCUGACGAACUGGCAGAGACAAAGAUUCUUCGAUCCUCUCACUUUCAAGAGAAGUUCUUUCACCCGCCGCAUUUCCCACGAAGCCGCAGGCCGAGACGUAGGCACACCAGCGCCCUCCUUCUCCUACGCCGACGUCGACCUUUCUCGCUACGGCAGGUGCGCAUCCCCGUCUCCCGCUUCUUCUUCCUCUGUGCCGCCCUCGUCGUCUUCCUCUCUGCUUUCGUCUGUCGUUUCCUUCUUCCUUAGGCCUUUUUCCACACGGCCUUCCUCCCCACCUGCCGUGUCUAAGGCAGAUUCUCCUUCUUCUUCUUCUCCUUCUCCUUCUUCUUCGUUGUCGUCUGAGCCUCUGUUCUUGGGGACGCACCAGAUCCAGAAAGCUGUGGCCAGCUUGAAGGAGUAUGGCGUCUGCAUCAUUCGCGGCGGCUUGACUCGGCAACAGCUCGACGUGCUCCAGCGCACACUGCACACUGACGAAGCGAUGGCAAUGUCUUCCGCGAUGGCGAUGCAGGCUGAGGAUCCCAACGUAUGGUGCACGCGCCCAACCACAGGUCGACUGCACUGUCUGCUUCGCGGAACGCUUCUUGAGGCGCCGCUGGCGGACGCCCAGCGUGUGUGGAUGCCCGUGGUGUUUUCGUAUUUGCCCUGUGACGCCCGGGGAGGAUUUUCCUCGGAGCCGGAUGCUCGGCUAACGAGCGCCUGGAAGGGAGCGAAGUCCGCGGACCCCGCAGCCGGGGAGACGGCGACCAGAGGAGAGAGGGGAGUAACCGACAUCUCUGCAGCGGACGACGAACUGGACGACGGUCGAGCAGAUCCGAAGAAAGGACUCCUCGCUGUGAGCGAACUCUCUAAGCGCCUCUUCGUGUCGGACAUGCAAACGGUCGAUGCAGAUCCCUUGGCCAUCAUUCAGCCGUGGCACAGAGACACGAGCGCUCGCAGCCUGACUGUGCUCGUCCCUCUUUGCGACUUGAACGAAGCGAAUGGACCUACUGAGCUUCUUCCUCGCUCUCACAUUCUCUGCCCGUCCAAGCCUGUCGGAUGGAAAGAGAAACUCGACAUAUGGCGUGGUUUCUUCACGGGGCUCCUCUGCGCAACGGGCGGCUCUCUGCGUCCGACUCUGAAGGCAGGGGACAUCUUGAUCUACGACUCUCGCGUUCUUCACCGAGGCCUGGGUAACGCCACCUGGCACUCUCGUCCUGUCCUCGCUUUUCGCUAUGACUACGAAGACCAGCCGCCUCCCGGAGAAUACGCAAAACGGUGGAAGUCUCAGCGAACCUUCCUGUUUGGGCGCGCCGUCGAGCGCCUCCUCGGCCUGUACAAUCAGCUCUGACUCAGUCUCGUCGGAACGUCCGGACGGCUUAUAUUCGGAGAUAAACAUAUAGGCCUGGAAGGCUCUGGUGACGCCUUUUCCUUCCUCUUUCUUCUCUCCAUCCGUUCGAGUCUGCUUGUUUGUCCCUUUAUGUUCUUGUUUUUUUUAUCUCCCCCAGUGGGAGCGCGUCUGUCAGAAAUCAUCAUUUCACAAACUUGUCACGAGACAAGACAGACGCCUUUGCUCUCGUGCUUGUCUCGGCAACGGCUACGACCUCGUGUCUGUGUCCUCGGACUUCUUGACGGACUCCUCAACUUCGACCUCUUCUCUCUGCUUCAGCUCUUCGUGUGCCCACUAUCUGCCUUUGCCCGCAUGCAACUCUGCGUAUACUGGUUUCUAUAUAUACAUCUAUGGGUAUCAUAUAUCGACUUGGAUUUCUCUCUCUAUCGGCCUCUAUGUAGAUGUAUGCAUCUGUAUACUCUUUCUAUAUGUAUAUGUAUAUUUAUGUGUGUAUGUAUAUGUUCUAUCUUGUAUCGAAGUGCGUGUAUGAGUCGAUACUUGUAGCGAUUCGAAAUCCAAUGCUAUUUCUGUCUACUGUGGACCCUGAGAAAGGCGUGUGCUUAUCUCUGAAUUUCAAG